Aspergillus candidus is the source of this 2204-nucleotide messenger RNA. RefSeq names its product putative phosphoinositide-specific phospholipase C. NCBI's taxonomy places the organism in Eukaryota, Fungi, Ascomycota, Eurotiomycetes, Eurotiales, Aspergillaceae. The transcript has 5 exons. Bases 144 to 2204 code for a protein of 686 amino acids. The record is from RefSeq and is a predicted model, not a curated record. Gene Ontology annotation, molecular function: phosphatidylinositol-4,5-bisphosphate phospholipase C activity. Gene Ontology annotation, biological process: lipid metabolic process; phosphatidylinositol-mediated signaling.
GAAGGAAAAACACGAAGGCAGAAGGAAGACACCCCUGUCACCCAUCGAUACAACAGCUACAAGCAUAUACUGCAGCCUAACGUCACUGAGGGGUUCCGGUGGUUUCACCUCCUUUUUCGGACUAAGAGUGCUGGAAAGACGCCAUGGAGAAGAUCACUCGGCUUGCCAACCGUCUGUCCCUCGAUGGUUCGGCAAAAACACCGGAGGUCAAGCCGGAUCCAAAUGCGCUGUUUUCGCCCGUCGUGACCUCCCAUCUCGAGGAGAUCUAUGCCUCGCUGACGGCCUCCUCCGAUGUCGACUUCGCCAAGGAUAUCCAACAUGAAACCCCUUCGACAGACACCGAGACGGAUCCGCUCUCAUCCUUGGAAGCGUUCAAGGAGUACAUGGCCGGUCCCAACGCGUCGGCCCUGCAACCGGCCCAGAAGCCCGAUCUCACCGUCCCCAUGACCGACUUUUUCAUCUCCUCGAGCCACAACACCUACCUGACCGGUAACCAGCUGUCGAGUGACUCGGACGCGAGUGCCUACACGAAUGCUCUCCUGAACGGAUGUAGAUGCGUCGAGAUCGACGUCUGGGACGGGGAUCUAGAUUCCGACAGUGAUAGCGACGUGAGCAGCACCAGCAGCGAGUCCAGCUCGGACGACGAACAAACCAAAGAACGGAAGAAGGAGAAGCAGAAGAAGAAGGCAGAAACCGUCGGGCGUCGCAACACCGUCUCGAAAAAGCUGAAUGGCCUCCUGGGCCGAAAAUCCCCUCCCGCCGAUGAGCCCGCCGAGGAGGAGGAGAAAAGCCUGGGAGCCAAGGCUCGGGAUUUGGGAGCCCUGGCUCGGGAGUUGAUCCGGAAGGAGCCCAAGGAGCCUAAGGAGCCCGCCGUCGUGCCCGUCGAGGAGGAGAAAAGCCUGGGAGCCAUGGCUCGGGAGUUGAUCCGGCCGGAGCCCAAGGUGCUUCACGGCCACACUCUCACCAAAGACACAACCUUCCGGGACGUCUGCCAUGCCAUUCGCGAUAGUGCCUUUGUCAAGAGCGACUUGCCGGUGAUUGUCAGUCUCGAAGUCCAUGCGUCGCUGGAACAGCAGGAGACAAUGGUGGAGAUCAUGGAGGACGCCUGGAGAGGAAUGCUGCUAGAGGUGACGCCCGAGAUUGAGGCGACCAAGGCCCCGCCGCCCUUGAAAAAGCUCCGACGCAAGAUUCUGAUCAAGGUGAAAUAUGUGGCACCGGCGGAUGACACCCAAGGGGCCGACCAGGAAGAUUACACCGACGAGCUCGAAGGGUUGCAGCCGCAGCCGAGCCAAGGUGAAGCAAGCGUAACCAAGACCAACACCAACGCAUCCGCUCCGCCACCGAAGCCGUCCAAGAUCUCGCACGCCCUGAGCCGGCUGGCCGUGUUCACUAAGGGGUUCCAUUUCAGUCACUUUGCGCAACCAGAGGCCAAGGUACCCGGGCACGUGUUUUCCUUGUCGGAGAAGGCCGCUCGCGCCGCAUAUGCCAAUGACCGCGACGCCCUCUUCGAGCACAACCGAAGGCACUUUAUGCGGGUUUAUCCGUUCGGCCUGCGUGUCGAUUCCUCAAACCUCGACCCCACUUUCUACUGGCGCCGGGGCGCGCAGAUCGUGGCCCUUAACUGGCAGAGCUUGGACAAGGGCAUGAUGCUCAACCGAGGCCUGUUUGCCGGCGAGGAGGGAUGGGUCCGCAAACCCCAGGGCUACCUGAGUACGGAGGAAUCCUCGGCUCCGGUUCCGAAGGUCCAGAUGGACCUCUCGAUUGAGUUCAUCGCCGCUCAGAAUCUGCCUCUGCCCCCCGGUGACACCAAAGAGAAGGGGUUCCAUCCCUACGUGAGCUGCUACUUGCACGUUGAGACCUCCAAUGAGGAGCCCGACAGUCCCACCGAUGACGACACCACCGACUCCGAGAAAUACAGCUACAAGCGGGAGACCAAGAGCACGACCGGCUGCAACCCAGACUUCAAGGGCCAGAAAGUGACCUUCCCCACCAUGACGGGGAUUGUCGAAGACUUGACAUUUGUCCGAUUCAAGGUCAAAGAUCACGAGCUGUGCCGCGACUCCCUCGCUGCAUGGGCGUGCAUCAGGCUGAACCGCCUGCGCGAGGGCUACCGGUUGAUCCAUCUGUACGACUGCGCGGGUGCAGACUCUGGCGGGGCGAUCCUCGUCGGGGUCACGAAGAAGCUGGACCAGGUUUCUGCCUAG